Messenger RNA from Sciurus carolinensis (gray squirrel), 2255 nucleotides. It is a transcript of the gene Pla2g7, whose product is annotated as phospholipase A2 group VII. Gene Ontology annotation, molecular function: 1-alkyl-2-acetylglycerophosphocholine esterase activity. The record is from RefSeq and is a predicted model, not a curated record. The transcript is spliced from 13 exons. Lineage: Eukaryota; Metazoa; Chordata; Mammalia; Rodentia; Sciuridae. The coding region runs from base 324 to 1655 and encodes 443 amino acids.
CGCCGCUGUUUGUGCGAGGCGGGCGGCCGCACGCUCCUCCCCGGUCCCUCCUCUCCCGGCGCCGGGGGAGGAGAGGAUCAGGCGAUAAGGCCGCGCGGUGAGGGCGGAGGGCGCGGUGACCACGGUGAUCGUGGAUGGCUAGAGGCCCGCAGUGCUGGCGGCGAGAGGCAGUCGAGUUUGGUGUGCUGGAGUCGCGUCCGUCUGCCCAGGGACCCAGGUUUCCGCGAGUAGCUCAGUGCAGCGCCAGAGCUCUUACCGGGACGCGCGCGGGCAUACACAGACACAUACAGAGGUUAAGCUGAAACCACUGCUCAGCAACCAAGAUGGCACCACCCAAAUUGCAUGUGCUUUUCUGCCUCUGCAGCUGCCUCGUACUGGUUCAUCCUUUUGACUGGCAACACCUAAAUCCCACUGGGUUUAUUAAAUCAUCAGGAUGGACUGAUCAAAUACGAAUGCUGAUGGCCUCUGUAAGCUUUGAACAUAGUAAAAUCCCCAGAGGAAGUGGAUCUUACUCUGUUGGUUGCACAGACUUGAUGUUUGAUUAUACCAAUAAGAGUACCUUCUUGCGUUUGUAUUAUCCAUCCCAAGAUUAUGAUCACUUUGAGACCCUUUGGAUCCCAAACAAAGAAUAUUUUUUGGGUCUUAGUAAAUUUAUUGGAACACACGAGCCUAUGAGCAAAAUUUUGAAGUUUUUAUAUGGUUCAAUGAUAGUUCCUGCAAAUUGGAAUUCUCCUCUGAGGACUGGUGAAAAAUAUCCACUUAUUAUCUUUUCUCAUGGUCUUGGAGCAUUUAGGACAGUUUAUUCUGCUAUUGGUGUUGACCUGGCAUCUCAUGGGUUUAUAGUAGCUGCUGUAGAACACAGAGACGGAUCCGCUUCUGCAACUUACUAUUUUGAGGACCAGUCUGCUGCAGAAACAAGGAACAGGUCCUGGCUCUACUUUAAAACCCUAGAACAAAAUGAGGAGGCGGAUAUACGAAAACAGCAGGUGCAGCACAGAGCAAAGGAAUGUUCCCAGGCUCUCAAUGUGAUUCUCGACAUUGCUCAUGGAAGGCCAGUGAAGGAUGUAUUAAAUUUAGGGUUUGAUGUACAACAACUGAAGGGCUCCAUCGAUAGGAAUAAAAUAGCAGUAAUUGGACAUUCUUUUGGUGGAGCAACAGUUUUUCAGGCUCUUAGUGAAGACCAGAGAUUCAGGUGUGGUAUUGCCCUUGAUCCGUGGAUGUAUCCAGUGAGUGAUGAUGUGUAUUCCAAAAUCCCUCAGCCCCUCUUCUUUAUCAACUCAGAACGAUUCCAGUCUCCUAAUGACAUCAUAAAAAUGACAAAAUUCUAUCUACCUGAUAAAGAAAGAAAAAUGAUUACAAUCAAGGGUUCAGUCCAUCAUAAUUUUGCUGACUUCACUUUUGCAGCUGGUAAAAUAAUUGGACACAUAUUCAAAUUUAAAGGACAUAUAGAUUCAGGGGUUGCUAUUGACCUCAUCGACAAAGCGUCAUUAGCUUUCUUACAAAAGUAUUUAGGACUUCAUAAAGAUUUCGAUCAGUGGGACCCUCUGAUGGAAGGAGAUGAUGAGAAUCUAAUUCCAGGACCAAAAAUUCAUACACCCACCCAACUUGACACUCCACAGAACUCUAUGGGAAUAGAGAAAAUGAAUGUGAAUUAAAACUUUAUUGAAAGUUUCAUUUAAAAACUGAAAGAGAGAGAGAGAGAGAGAGAGAGAAGAGAAAGAGAGAGGGCAAGAGGGAUAGAGAGAGAGAGAGAGAGAGAGAGAGAGAGAGAGGAAGAGAAAGAGAGAGGGCGAGAGGAAGAAAGAGAGAGAGAGAGAGAGAGCUCAAUUGUAUUUUCUCAAAUAACUUAUACCUUAAAAUUUAGGCUGUACUGUAGUAGUGAUUGAGGUUUGGACUAAGAAUUUUUUUCUCUUUAAGGAAAGAUUGCAAUAUACAAAAAUCAUACCAGUUCAAAUUAUAUUUUUACUUGGUUGAUCUUUUUCUGUCUCAAAAUUAAAAUUGGCUUUUAUGUUACUUUAAUUAAUGGAAGUAUAUUAAAACAGGCACAAUGCUAAUGAAAACCUGUUGUGAUAAGAUUCCCUAAACAUACAGUAAAAAUAGAUGUUCUUGUCCUUUAUUCUCUAUUAGCAGUAGUAGAAUCGAGUUUUAGCAAAAUGAUAUUCUAGGUAGAACUGGGCAGUGUUUCUCUUUAACUUUUGGUCAUGAUGAGAAAAAUUAGAUCUGGUUGAUAAUAAAGUCAUUGUUUUAAUGCAGGA